Messenger RNA from Sorghum bicolor (sorghum), 1254 nucleotides. RefSeq names its product serpin-Z1. The record is from RefSeq and is a predicted model, not a curated record. Gene Ontology annotation, molecular function: serine-type endopeptidase inhibitor activity. Bases 1 to 1254 code for a protein of 417 amino acids. The transcript has a single exon. NCBI's taxonomy places the organism in Eukaryota, Viridiplantae, Streptophyta, Magnoliopsida, Poales, Poaceae.
AUGACGGGCCAGGCAGUCGCCGCCGCCGCCGCCGUGCGGGACCAGGCCGCGCUGUGCCUGCUCCUCCUCCGCCACCUUGGAGGCCUCGACAACGGAAUGCCCACCGGCAACGUCGCCUUCUCGCCGAUCUCCUUCCACUCCACGCUCUCCUUGCUGGCCGCCGGCGCCUCGGGCGCCACGCGCGACCAGAUCGCCACAUUCCUCGGCCCCGCGGGCGCGGAGGCACACGCCGCGCUGGCCUCGAAGGUCGCGUCCGCCGUCCUCGCCGGCCGCGACGACGGCGGCGAAGGGGAGUCCAAGGUCCGGUCCGCGACGGGCGUCUGGGUCGACGCCACGCUACGCCUCAGCCCUGCCUUCGCUGACACGGCCGCCGCCAUCCACAAGGCCGAGGCACGGUCGGUGAACUUCCGCGGCAAUCUCAGGGGGGCGACGGCGGAGAUCAACGAGUGGUACGAGCGCACCACCGGUGGCCUCAUCAAGAACAUGCUGUCGGAGGGUGACUGCCACGCCUCCACGGCGGUCGUCGUCGGCAACUCGGUCUACUUCGACGGCUACUGGCGCGACCCCUUCAUCCCGAAGUACACUGAGGAAGGCCCGUUCUACGUCGUCGACGACGCGUCGCGGGACCACGCCGUCGUCCGCGUUCCGUUCAUGAGCGGAAGUUUCCGGCACAGGUUCAUGCAGAUCGGCGUCCACAACGCCGCCGGCGGCGGCGGCUUCAAGGUCCUGCGCAUGCCGUACCGUGGUGACGGCGGCGGCGGGACGGAGUUCGCCAUGUACAUCUACCUCCCGGACGAUCGCGACGGGCUGCCAGCCCUCCUGCGAGCGCUCAGCGCCAGCCCGGACACGCUCCUGGGCAGGUCCGUCGUGCCGGAGGAGCCCGCCGUCAAGGUGGGCGAGCUGAAGAUCCCCAAGUUCGAGGUGUCGCUGAGGGUGGAGGCGUCGCAGAUGCUACAGAGCCUCGGGCUAGACCUGCGUUCCUCGGGCGACUCGUUCUCGGAGAUGCUGAGCCCGCCGGCGCCGCCAGUGGGGUUGUCGUCCGUGGUGCACCAGUGUGUCGUCAAAGUGACGGAGAGGGGGACCAUGGCCGCCGCUGGCACCGUGGCGAUGAUGUACGGGUCUUCCAUGUCCCGUGAUCCAACUGUGGACUUCGUGGCCGAUCACCCAUUCGCCUUCUUCCUCAUGGAGGAUGUCAGUGGCGUGGUGGUUUUCGCCGGACAUGUCAUCAAUCCGUUGCUUGCACCACUGCCAUGA